AUGGAAUCAGGGAGAAGGGGAUGGAAUCUAGGAGAAGGGGAUGGAAUCUGGGAGAAGGGGAUGGAAUCUGGAAGAAGGGGAUGGAAUAUAGGAGAAGGGGAUGGAAUAAGGAAGAAGGGGAUGGAAUCUGGGAGAAGGGGAUGGAAUCUGGGAGAAGGGGGUGGAAUCUGGAAGAAAGGGAUGGAAUCUGGGAGAAGGGGAUGGAAUCUGGAAGAAGGGGAUGGAAUCUGGGAGAAGGGGAUGGAAUCAAGGGAGAAGGGGAUGGAAUCUGGGAGAAGGGGAUGGAAUCUGGGAGAAGGGGAUGGAUUCUGGGAAAGGGGAUGGAAUCUGGGAGAAGGGGGUAGAAUCAGGGAGAAGGGGAUGAAAUCUGGGACAAGGGGAUGGAAUCUGGGAGAAGGGGAUGGAAUAUGGGAGAAGGGGAUGGAAUCUAGGAGAAGGGGAUGGAAUCUGGGAGAAGGGGAUGGAAUCAGGGUAAAGGAGAUGGAAUGUGGGAGAAGGGGGAGGAAUCUGGGAGAAGGGGGUGGAAUCUGGGAGAAGGGGAUGGAAUCUGGGAGAAGGGGAUGGAAUCGGGGAGAAGGGGAUGGAAUCUGGGAGAAGGGGAUUGAAUCAGGGAGAAGGGGAUGGGAUCUGGGAGAAGGGGGGAGAAGGGGAUGGAAUCUGGGAGAAGGGGAUGGAAUCUGGGAGAAGGGGAUGGAAUCUGGAAGAAGGGGAUGGAAUAUAGGAGAAGGGGAUGGAAUAAGGAAGAAGGGGAUGGAAUCUGGGAGAAGGGGAUGGAAUCUGGGAGAAGGGGGUGGAAUCUGGAAGAAAGGGAUGGAAUCUGGGAGAAGGGGAUGGAAUCUGGUAGAAGGGGAUGGAAUCUGGGAGAAGGGGAUGGAAUCAAGGGAGAAGGGGAUGGAAUCUGGGAGAAGGGGAUGGAAUCUGGGAGAAGGGGAUGGAUUCUGGGAAAGGGGAUGGAAUCUGGGAGAAGGGGGUAGAAUCAGGGAGAAGGGGAUGAAAUCUGGGACAAGGGGAUGGAAUCUGGGAGAAGGGGAUGGAAUAUGGGAGAAGGGGAUGGAAUCUAGGAGAAGGGGAUGGAAUCUGGGAGAAGGGGAUGGAAUCAGGGUAAAGGAGAUGGAAUGUGGGAGAAGGGGGAGGAAUCUGGGAGAAGGGGGUGGAAUCUGGGAGAAGGGGAUGGAAUCAAGGGAGAAGGGGAUGGAAUCUGGGAGAAGGGGAUGGAAUCUGGGAGAAGGGGAUGGAUUCUGGGAAAGGGGAUGGAAUCUGGGAGAAGGGGGUGGAAUCAAGGAGAAGGGGAUGAAAUCUGGGAGAAGGGGAUGGAAUCUGGGAGAAGGGGAUGGAAUAUGGGAGAAGGGGAUGGAAUCUGGGAGAAGGGGAUGGAAUCGGGGAGAAGGGGAUGGAAUGAGGGAGAAGGGGAUGGCAUCUGGGAGAAGGGGGUGGAAUCUGGGAGAAGGGGAUGAAAUCUGGGAGAAGGGGAUGGAAUCUGGGAGAAGGGGAUGGAAUCUGGGAGAAGGGGAUGGAUUCUGGGAGAAGGGGAUGGAAUCAGGAAGAAGGGGAUGGAAACUGGGAGAAGGGGAUGGAAUCUGGGAGAAGGGGGUGGAAUCUGGGAGAAGGGGGUGGAAUGUGGGAGAAGGGGAUGGAAUCUGGGAGAAGGGGAUAGAAUCUGGGAGAAGGGGAUGGAAUUUGGGAGAAGGGGAUGGAAUCUGGGGGAAAGGGGAUGGAAUCAGGGAGAAAGGGAUGGAAUAUGGGAGAAGGGGAUAG
This is a messenger RNA of Closterium sp. NIES-65, 1755 nucleotides long. The record is from the annotation of a GenBank genome assembly. Lineage: Eukaryota; Viridiplantae; Streptophyta; Zygnematophyceae; Desmidiales; Closteriaceae.